Molecule: messenger RNA, 1038 nt
Organism: Zingiber officinale
Lineage: Eukaryota; Viridiplantae; Streptophyta; Magnoliopsida; Zingiberales; Zingiberaceae
Product: HVA22-like protein f
Exons: 5
Coding region: 392-859 (155 amino acids)
Source: RefSeq, a predicted model, not a curated record
GGUUAUUCCUUAUCCAACAAUUGCAGGGAUCAGCAUCUACUCAAGAUCUGGAACAACAAGAGGUUACUUGAUUCGAUGAAGGUAUGGAAUAUGUUUCUGAUUAUUCUGUUUUAUCAGCAAUUCAAUUUCUCUUUUAGAUCUUUUCCAAAAUUCAUUCCACUUACUUUUCUUCCCCAUUCCUUGCCUUUCCUGCUCCUUUCUCCCUGCUUUUCUUGACCACAGAGCAAAGUAAAGGAGACCUUGAACCCUGACCACAGUUAGAUACUUGUCUUAUUUGCAACUCUCAUUGAAACCUCCUUAAGAUCAUCACUUGCUCCUCAUCUAUUCCACCCUUCACCAACUUUCAUCUUAAGCUCAAUCAAUCUAUCCUUCUUGGAGUAAUAGAAUCAUCAUGGGUGUUCUAGUUGCCGCAGCUAAGCAUCUCGACACAUUAAUCGGCCCAGCAGUGAUGCUGCUUUAUCCUCUAUAUGCGUCGAUGCGCGCAAUCGAGAGCCCUUCUCUGGUGGAUGACCAGCAAUGGCUGACCUACUGGGUGAUCUAUUCACUCAUAACUCUCUUUGAGCUCUCCUCCUGGAAAGUGUUGCACUGGUUUCCUCUUUGGCCCUACAUGAAGCUUGUGUUCUGCUUGUGGCUGGUGCUCCCUAUGUUCAAUGGAGCAGCCUACAUUUACGAAAACCAUGUUCGAAGGUACUUCAGACUGGGGAGAUAUGUAAGCCAAAAGUAUCCCGCGCAGCAAAGAGUUGUGCAAAUGGCAAGCCUAGAUGCUAGGAAAUCGGUCGAACAGUUUAUUGACACCUAUGGGCCGCAAAGUUUGGAACGAGUCGUCAAAGCAGCUGAAAGGGAAGCAAGGAAACACUAAAUUGCAUUGAAGAAUCUAUUUAUGUAGACAAAAAUAUAUUAAACAAAUUUCAAAUCUCUCUUGGAAAAAAUUUAUUCACCUUGUAUUAAUUGGAGUAUUGUAAUUGAUUCUAAUGUAAAUAUUUUGUGUACAAGUUCAAUCCAUGACUUGAUAAUCAAAUAUUUUCGAUAUCACCCUCA